Messenger RNA from Euleptes europaea (tarantolino), 3231 nucleotides. RefSeq names its product GEM interacting protein (gene GMIP). The coding region runs from base 1 to 3231 and encodes 1076 amino acids. The record is from RefSeq and is a predicted model, not a curated record. Gene Ontology annotation, cellular component: plasma membrane. The transcript is spliced from 22 exons. Lineage: Eukaryota; Metazoa; Chordata; Lepidosauria; Squamata; Sphaerodactylidae. Gene Ontology annotation, molecular function: GTPase activator activity. Gene Ontology annotation, biological process: signal transduction; activation of GTPase activity; negative regulation of GTPase activity.
AUGAACCAGGACAGAGGCCAUGAUGUCUCCAACAGCGGUGUCACGGGCAAUGGGUUCCAAGCCAACGGUUCGGGCUUUCUGUGUGCCGUUUGGGCUUCGGUGCAGAAGCUAGCCUCUGGGGAGGACACCGGUUGUGUUACGGUCUGUCCUGACCAGCUACUUCAAGUUACUAAGUACCUAAGGGAUAUUGAUGGGAAGUUCCAGAGUUUCCGGGAACUUUUCCAGCGAGACGGUGGUGUGCUUUCCGGGCUUGUUGAAGUUAAGCUGGCUAACCUGCUCCAGGCUGUCUCCUCUUUCCUGAGCAAAUACCCGGCCAUGAACUGUGAAGGCAUCCAUCCAGCCACAGCUACCCUCAUCUCUUGUGUGAAUGGUCUCAACAGUGAAGUGAAAGGAGCUGAGAACAAGAAACGCUACAGUGAGAUUUUCAGGAGUUUGGAUGCCCUGGAAAUUUCAAUUGGAAAUGCGACAGUUGAUUUGUUUGCCGAUGAUAUGGAGGACAAUAACGCUGGAAAUCCAAACACGGAGCCUGAACAACUGCAGACAGAUGAAAGUUUCUGUGAGCCUGACAGAAAUUCAGAAGCAGAAGAACCAGCAAACAUGACAGCCGAAGAGGCCGAUGAGAUGCUGAUCAAGUGUGACGGGGGCGUGGAAGCAGCCCUGGAGUAUGCCAAGAUGUGGUGCAAAUACGUCAAAGAGCUCCUGAGCUGGGUGGACAAACGUCUCAAUUAUGAGAUUGAGUUUGCAAAGAACAUUCUGAAGAUUGCCGAAAUGGGCAGAAAUGCCGUUAACCAGCAGAGAUUUAUGCCCCUGCAGGCGCUGUACACUAUGGUUAUGGAGCACGACAUAAAGACAGGGAACGUAGCCAUCGACACUGCGGGAAUCCUUCAACUGAGAGAAUACUACAAGCCUCUGUGGGCCAAGAGGAAUGAAAUUGAGAAGUGGAGGAAGGAGUUCAAAGAUCAGUGGCAGAAGGGGCAGAAACGGAUGAACGACUCCCUGUCCUCCAUGCGCAAGUCUCGCAUCCAGUAUUUCCAGCGCUGUGAAGAACUGGAGAAAGCCAAAGCGCUGAACGCCAGAGCGGAAGAAGAGUUCCAGGGCACCAUGGGCAGCGGCAACAAGCAACUGGAAAAACGGCGUCGCUAUCGAGAGGAGGCGCAGUUAAAGGCUCAGGAAUCAGAAGUCGCCUAUAAAACCUGCAUCUCUGAUGCCAAAGCUCGCCAGCAGGAGCUGAAGAAAGUCAGGGAGAGAAUUAUCUCCCACAUCCGGAAGCUGGUGUACCAGGGAGACGAAGUGAUGACACGGGUCACCUUGAGGAUGUUCAAGCUUCGGCAAACCGAAGCCGAGCGAAUCCCUGAGGGAUACCAGAUCCUGACUGAAUUCUGCAAACCCUACAAGGUUGGCGAGAAGUACUUGGAGUUCAUUCAGAAGCUGCAGAAAAGAGAACUUCCAGUGGAGGAGUACACUUUUAAGGAGUUUGUAUCGUCAAGGUCACCCUCCAGUGCCAGAAGAAAGAAUGCCGCACUUUAUGGUCACAUCUCUUCAUCUGCCGUUGACCUCAGCAGCUCCUCAGAAGAUGCCUCUGGAAAGCUGUCUUCUGUCAGCAGCGAGCAAAGUCCCAGCAAAUCCUUCUACAGUGACACAGAGAGCCUGGGAGGGAGCACCGAGGGGCAGUCCCUGGAUUCCCCCACCUCCAGCCCAGGGCACCGAAAGCUGCUGAAAGCUCCCUCUACUGGCACUGUGUCUUCCUCAGAGGACUAUGAAGACAGAGAUUUGAUACACGCCUACGAUAAUGAUCUCACAGAUGCGGCGUCUGAAAACGGCCACUGCCACUAUAAGAACAUUGUCUUGUCCAGCGCCGCUCAGACGCACCGCCUGCGAAAGCUCAGAGGCCCUUCGAAAUGCCGAGAAUGUGACAACUUCAUGGUCAGUGGGGCUGAGUGCGAAGAGUGCUCCCUGACCUGUCACAAGAAGUGCUUGGAGAGCCUUCUCGUUAAAUGUGGUCAUCAGAAGCUCCCAGCACGGGUGCCGCUAUUUGGGGUGGACUUCGCUCAAGUGCCGCGGGAUUUCCAGGAGGAGGUGCCAUUCAUCGUGGUGAAGUGUACCUCUGAAAUUGAGGCUCGUGCCCUGGGAGUGCAGGGGAUUUACCGAAUGAGUGGGGCCAAAGCCCGGAUGGAAAAGCUGUGUCAGGCCUUCGAAAAUGGCAGGAGCUUGGUGGAGCUUUCAGAUCAUUCCCCUCACGACAUCACCGGAGUCCUCAAACAUUUCCUUAAGGAGCUGUCCAGCCCUGUGCUCCCGUACAAGCUCUACAACGAUUUCAUCGCCCUGGCAAAGAGCUUGCCAAGACCUGAAGAUGGGGCUGGAGAUGAUUCCAAGACACUGGUCGAUCCCAUCAAAAGCACAAAAGAUAUCCUGAGCAAAUUGCCACCCGCAAAUUAUAACACCUUACGGCACCUCAUUGCUCACCUGUACAGGGUGGCUGAGAGAUACGAGGAGAACAAGAUGUCUCCCAACAACCUGGGGAUCAUCUUUGGCCCUACGCUGAUCCACCCUCCCACCACCAAUGAUUUGUCCAUGUUGUGCCUUGUGGAAUCAGGGUAUCAGUCCCAGCUGGUUGAGUUCCUCAUCCUCAACUACGAGAAGCUUUUUGGGAUGGAUGACCUCCCUUCGACAGGGUUCUGUGAGCGUGAAAAUUCCUUACGAGAGGGAACUACCAGUGAAGGUCUUCCAAGCGACACAAGAGAAAUGGACAUGUCUUCAGAGAAACCCCCCUCUGAGGUGUGCCUGAAUGAGGAUGACGGCGAAGCUGAGAGCUGUUCAUCCGCUAGCGCCAGCCAUGAGCAGUGUACAGAGCAAACCCACUCCCCUGUGAGCAGAGACAGCGUAGAGCUGAAUUGCACAGAUGACGAUGACGCAGAGGACUGUUCCCUUGACCAGGAUGCUGUCAUCGGCAGACAGUCCCGAACGCGUUUCAGCCGGAUGCCCGUGAAAUACGCUCGCGCCUUCAUCCCCAAAGUUUCCAGUCUGCCCCUGCUGGCGGCUGCCCUGUCUGGCUCAGAGGCGAUAAGCAGCCUCCUGGAGAUGGGUUCGAACAGCCGCGGCACCUCACCGGACACCCGCGGGCGGCGCAAGCGCUUCGAGAUUACCCCGGAGACCGCCAGGAUAGUCGCCAAGCUCCAGCCUCAGGACGGAAACCAGGGCUGCUGUCAACCUGACCAGGUGACACCGCUGUAG